CCUCUCUCCUCUUGCCUUUUGCGUUUUAUUUAUGUAGAACGAACAGUGCAUGAAUACAGAGAUUAAUCCAUUCUCAGGUUUCCAAUUCUUGUCUCACAUUCACGUCUAGCAUCAUAUACCGUAACACCCACCAACCAUUUGUGCAAAAGACUGUGACCUACAAAAGGUCGAGCAUCUAUCUCUUUACUGGUUGUCACUUCCCGCAAGCAAAGUAUAAAACAUGACAGUAUCCCACAAGGACCAGCCCUUCAUUUCCUCUUCUGCUCCACUAAGAGAGGGCUAAGGUUUCUGAAGUUGUACACAUAGAAACAGCCACAUUCCACCAGAGCCGUAAUAAGUUGGAGGCAUCCUCGGGGCUUUUCGUUACUCCGUAGGCAAAAUUAAUCGAAUCAUCAAUCUAUUCUGAGGAGCCGUGGCGGAUCCGGGACUAACAUAACAGGGGCCAUCACAUAUGCAAAAUCUAAUCGGCAAUGAAGACCUUGCUACAACUGUGGAAUGAGUGGGAAAUCCGCUUGCUGUUGCUGCUCAGCUUCACGCUGCAAGUGUUCCUCUUCUUUGCCGGCAGUUUCCGGCGGCGCAACACAAAUACCGUCAUCAGGCUUUCCAUCUGGUUCGCCUAUUUAGGGGCGGACUUUGUAGCGAUUUAUGCCCUUGGAUUCCUCUCCCGGCAGCCUGAUAACACCAUGUCAAGGGAGAAGACCCACCAGUUGGCAUUUUUCUGGGCAACCUUCCUCCUCGUCCAUCUCGGUGGACAGGAUACCAUCACUGCCUUCGCCAUCGAGGACAACAAUCUGUGGUUGAGGCAUUUGCUGAAUCUCAUUGCCCAUGUCACGCUAGCAUCCUAUGUCUUCUGGAAGUCCACUGGUUGGCACAACUUGCAGGUUCUGAUCCCUGGCGUCUUCUUGUUUGUUUCGGGGAUCAUCAAGUACGGGGAGAGGACAUGGGCGCUCAAGUGUGGGAGCCUCAAAAACACGGAGGGCCUCGUCGCUCCGGGUGAUGAUCAGACGCAGCCGGCGGGACUGAACGGGGAUGACAUCAACAACAGGGGCGUCGUCCGUUUUGCUCUGCGGUCUGCGCCGGUCGUCCGCAACUUCUUCGCAGGAUGCAACCUGGUACAAUUCAUGGCGACCAACGUGGCUCAGAUGUGCAUGUUCGGUGAGCUCGGUGGACGCCACCAGUUGUUGCUGAAGAUUGAGAUUGACAUGAUGUACCAUGACACUUACAGCAAAGCAAUGGUUCUUCGGAAGAGGGCUGGGAUCAUACUCCGGUGCCUCUCUCAGGUAUCAUUUGUGGUUGCCUUCGUGCUAUUCCUUGUACUAGUUGAGAAGAAAAGGUACACAAGAGCAGAUAUUGCGGUCACCUAUGUGCUGUUCAUCGGGGGUUUCUUGGUGGAGCUUUGUGCGACAUCUCUGAUCGUCAUGUCGCCAUGGACCUGGGGAUGGUUGGAAGCUCGGAAGUACCGGAAGCUGGCCGGCAUGUCAUGGUUUCUUCUCUCCAAGAACCUUAUGAGGUUGGAGAAAGGAAUGUUGUGGCCCAACGCCAUGGGGCAGUACAGCAUUGUGAGCUACAUGGGUCUUGAGCUAUCAUGGCUGUCCAGACGAGUGACGACGUUGGUCACCAAGAUGGCAAGCAUGGUUGGCGCUGGAAAGGAGAGGCUCCUGUGGAUCAGCAACUUAAUGGACAGCAAGUGCAUCGAAAUCGACCGGGAAAUCAUGGAGAGUGUUGCACUGUAUGUCGAUGGCUUGCAUUCUGAGCUAAGUGAUGGGUCGAGAAGACAGUGGCCGAAUCUUCGUCCGGUGUUGGCGAAGAUGCAAUCGCUGUCCAUGGCUGAUUUCGGUCUGGUACUUGUCUUCACGCACGCCUUGACAGAGGUACACUUGCGUACCUAUUAUGAUGAGAAGAAGACUCCUGCAGAGCAAGACGAAACGCAGGAGGACGCAUCAUCACUGGUCGGUGAGUGCCGUAAGCUGUCCAACUACAUGCUCUACCUUCUGGUCAGCCACCCUGAGAUGCUGCCGGUCACCGGCAGCGUGGAUACCACUCUGGAGUUCUUUGUUCGCAAGGUCGCCGAAUACGAAGACGGCGGCGGCAAAGUCGAUCUCAUGUGCGGUACACGUAAGCUGCUGGAAGAUCAGAUCAGUUUGCACCUUGUCCAGCCAAGCAAAGAGACGCUGGAGGAGAUCAGAGACUUUUGGCUGAGGCUCCUCUUGUAUGCCGCCGGCAAGUCCCGAGGGGACACCCACGCCGCGCGGCUGGCCGGAGGUGGGGAGCUUCUCACCUUCGCUUGGUUGCUCAUGGCCCACCUUGAAAUCGGGGAUUCCUGGCUCCGCAGGAUUGAACUUGGCGAUACAACUGGUGGGGACAUGAGGCCUGAGCUAGCCUAUGUCUUCCCGGGUGGCCAUGUUUGAGCUUGUGUA
Messenger RNA from Lolium perenne, 2417 nucleotides. RefSeq lists its product as uncharacterized. Lineage: Eukaryota; Viridiplantae; Streptophyta; Magnoliopsida; Poales; Poaceae. The record is from RefSeq and is a predicted model, not a curated record.